ACAAACGGUGGCAAGGGGGAAAUGAAUAGAACUCAAGGGGUGGAGCCUCUGUCCUUGUACUAGAAACUACAAUCCUUUAAUGCGCCUGCGAGGCUCCCACGCCCUAGAAAAGGUUCCUAUCGAUUUGCUCUGUGCUCCGCAGCUCUUUCUGGUUGCAGGCAGCCAUCUUGCCUGGAGCUUGAGACAGGAGCAGAGAAGGAACCGGUGGACACCGGGCUCUGGGCCGCCCCGGGGGCCUCAAGAGCCAGGGGCAGCCCCGGAGGUGGUCCUGGGUCCUAGGCUAUGCUCUAGGACCAGAAAAGGGGAGGCAGAGGCAGAGGGCUUGAUGGGUGGGGAAUGUCAAACAAGACUUGCUAGGUGGGGGAGGGGCGUUGCUAAGGCAACUGGGGAGGGCGGGGUCAUGUCUGAAUUGCUGCUGUGAGUCACCAAGAGUGCUGCCCAGGAAAGGCAGGGCUGGGGUGAUGACCAUGCUAGCGACCCAGUGGGAUUUCGCGACAUCACCUGUGUGGAGGGACUUCGUGUCUAUGGCAACUGUCACCUGGUGGAAGGGGCGGAACUAGAUUUCCUCUGCCUGGGACGCCGGCGUUCCAAGCCCUUGCCCUGCAGGCUUCCGCAGGCAGACGCGCCAUAGAAGGAAGCCAGGGAAUGGCCGCGGUGUGGCAGCAAGUCUUAGCAGUGGACGCGAGGUACAACGCCUACCGCACACCAACGUUUCCACAGUUUCGGACCCAGUAUAUUCGCCGGCGCAGCCAGCUGCUGCGGGAGAAUGCCAAGGCUGGGCACCCCCCAGCACUGCGUCGGCAGUACCUGAGGCUACGGGGCCAGCUAUUGGGCCAGCGCUACGGGCCACUCUCUGAGCCAGGCAGUGCCCGUGCCUAUAGCAACAGCAUUGUCCGCAGCAGCCGCACUACCCUUGACCGAAUGGAGGACUUUGAAGACGAUCCUCGAGCCCUGGGGGCCCGAGGACACCGCCGUUCUGUCAGCCGAGGUUCCUACCAGCUGCAGGCACAAAUGAACCGGGCAGUCUAUGAGGACAGGCCUCCCGGCAGUGUGGUACCCACAUCGGUGGCAGAGGCAAGCCGGGCCAUGGCUGGGGACACAUCGCUGAGUGAAAACUAUGCCUUUGCAGGCAUGUACCAUGUUUUUGACCAGCACGUGGAUGAGGCAGUACCAAGGGUGCGCUUCGCCAAUGACGACCGGCACCGCCUGGCCUGCUGCUCACUGGAUGGCAGCAUCUCCCUGUGCCAGCUGGUGCCUGCCCCACCCACUGUGCUUCAUGUGCUACGGGGCCACACGCGUGGCGUCUCCGACUUCGCCUGGUCCCUCUCCAAUGACAUCCUCGUGUCCACCUCCCUCGAUGCCACCAUGCGCAUCUGGGCCUCCGAGGACGGCCGCUGCAUCCGUGAGAUCCCUGACCCUGAUGGCGCUGAACUGCUGUGCUGCACCUUCCAGCCCGUCAACAACAACCUCACUGUGGUGGGGAAUGCCAAGCACAAUGUGCAUGUCAUGAACAUCUCCACAGGCAAGAAAGUGAAGGGUGGCUCCAGCAAGCUGACAGGCCGUGUCCUUGCCCUGUCCUUUGAUGCCCCUGGCCGGCUUCUCUGGGCAGGUGAUGACCGUGGCAGCAUCUUCUCCUUUCUCUUUGACAUGGCCACAGGGAAGCUGACCAAAGCCAAGCGACUAGUAGUGCAUGAGGGCAGCCCUGUAACCAGCAUCUCCGCCCGAUCCUGGGUCAGUCGUGAAGCACGGGACCCCUCACUGCUCAUCAAUGCCUGCCUCAACAAACUGCUGCUCUACAGAGUGGUGGACAACGAAGGGACGCUGCAACUGAAGAGAAGCUUCCCCAUUGAGCAGAGCUCACAUCCUGUGCGCAGUAUCUUCUGCCCUCUCAUGUCAUUCCGCCAGGGGGCCUGUGUGGUGACAGGCAGUGAGGAUAUGUGUGUUCACUUCUUUGAUGUGGAGCGGGCAGCCAAGGCUGCUGUCAACAAGCUGCAGGGCCAUAGUGCGCCUGUGCUUGAUGUCAGCUUCAACUGCGACGAGAGCCUGCUGGCCUCCAGUGACGCCAGUGGCAUGGUCAUCGUCUGGAGACGAGAGCAAAAGUAGGGCUCUGCCAGCCCUACACUGCCCACUGUUCCCUUCUCUCACUCCAGUCUUGUGUUGUAAAUAAAAUUUCUGUGAUUAUGUUGAGGGGCAACUCCAAGGUCUGCCACAAGGAGGCACUAGGGAGCACUGAGACCUCCAGUGGAAAGGGGACCACUUCCUCAAUUGUGCAGUAAUGUGUUCAUCCAUUUGACCAGCACUGAGUAUCUGCUGUGAUGUAUCAUGUAGCCGCAGACAGGAAUGAGAGCACCAACUGUGUUGUCAGGAACUAUUCUGUAAAAGAGGGAUACUGCUGUGGCCUCAGCCAACAGAAAUUCCUGCCCCUGUGUGCUUGCAUAACAGGGGAGGAGAGCAAAGUUAGAUGAAGUACAGCCAUUCCUUGGAGUAUAAUUUGUUUUAUCGUUUUUCAACUUUUUGACCCUAUAGUGCUACAGAACCACACGCAUACACCCAGUCUUGUUUUUCCCCUUUCAGUAUGGUGUUCAGUAACUUACAUUGAGCUAGUCAACAUUUUGUUCUAAAAUAGACUUUGCAUUAGGUAAGUUUGCCUACCUGUAGAAUAAUGUCAGUGUUCUGAGCACAUUUAAGGUAGGUGGGGCUAAGCUAGGGUGUUUGGUAGGUUAGGUACAUUAAUGCGUUUUCAAUAUGAUAGUUCAAGUUAAGGCAGAUUGGUUGGGGUAUAGGCCUAUCUAAUCGAAAAGCAUCUGUAUAUUAUAGGAUAGUUAAAGAUGAGUGGUGUGAAGAAAAACGGAGGAAAGGAGAUGAGGAUACAGGAAUGGGGAAGAGGGAUGGCAGCUUCUUUGGGCAAUGUCAUGAGAAAAAGUGUUCCUGACAGGGUGACAUUUUAAAGAUCUGAAUGAAAUGAGGGAAGUUGUGGUUUGGGGAUAGAAAGACAUCCUCAACAGAAAGGAAAGUGAGUGCAGAGGCACUAAGACUGGAGUGUGUCAGAGGAUGACCAGGCUGAGUGUGACAGGUGACAUUAGAAAGGUCUCUAGCGCCUCUUGGGCCGUGGUGAAGAGCUUGGCUUUUCUUGAGCAGGGGGACUGGGGUGUGGGAUCAGACAGCAACAGGGAAAUUAGGGAGCAAUGCUGAGUUCAACCCCAGAGGUUUCAUCAGAUUAGGUGUAAAACUCCCCAACUUGACAGCUUCUGUCUGGAUAGACGUCGCACUUAUCUCUGCAUUGAGUUGUAGUUCCCAAACAGGGAGCAGAAGCGUUGAGUUCUUGGAGUUCCAGAUUGGCGUGCAGGCAGCCAUGGACUUGUGCCAAAUUACAGUUCCUGCUAUGGGGAGGAACAAAUAGGAAAUUUGUAAGCUCACCCCCCCAUCUUCUCCCAUGUCCAUCCAGGGCCCUAAUUUAAGCCUUGGACCAAAUACUAUUGUUCGUCACUGGGUAUCGGCAAGGAAAUAAGUUUCAAAAUCAUUGUCAGUAGUUAGAGUCAUGAAGACAUUUCAAUUUGAAGAAUCACCGGGGCCCUUAUGGCUAAUCCCAUGGACCCAUAUGCUGCUACAUUUGCAUCAGUUGGAACUUCAGCUGACAUUGUGGGACGUCAGAGUCAGCAACCUCGUAGCACAGUGUCGCUGAGCUGUGGCAGUAACAGCAGCUCUUUGGUGGGAGAAGCUAAUUCUUUUUUGUUUAGUCUCCUUUAACAUUAUGAUAGCUUGUAGCCAAAAGCAUUUCUGGCUCCAUCAGACAGAUUGUAGGCAAAUAGUUAGGAGAUAAGGUGCUGCACUGGUCACGUUGUCAAAAUCAUGGAUAUGUGCCAACAUUCCUAAUCCAGCUUCAGUGUCGAUGAUUUCCUAUGAGGACUGUGACAGUACACCUGAAAGAUACAGGGCAGGGUACCAGACACCAAGUAGAUGCUAAUUUUUCAAGAGACCCUCCCAAGGUUAGCAGUUCAGAGCUGUGCGUUAACUGUACCAAAUAGAUAUACGGUUUCAACCAAGGCCUGUAGGUAGCAAGAUAAUUUGGGGAAAUACCACUUUUCUCUAACUUCCUUCUUUUCUUCAUGCUCUCUGUUUUCUUUAAUGAGUCUGAUUCUAGGAUGAUUGAUGAUGAAUAUUGUUUGCAUGAUUUGGGGGGGUUUCCUCCUUGUAAAAUUUUUGAGGUGGCAGAGUUGAAAGUCUACUUUAAAUUUAUCUUGGUGACACUUUUGACUUACAACCUAAAAGAAACUAAACACUGAGCAAACAAGAAAGAAUAAAAACGAACGUUAUUGGUCAAA
This is a messenger RNA of Phodopus roborovskii (desert hamster), 4322 nucleotides long. RefSeq names its product WD repeat domain 13 (gene Wdr13). The record is from RefSeq and is a predicted model, not a curated record. Bases 646 to 2103 code for a protein of 485 amino acids. NCBI's taxonomy places the organism in Eukaryota, Metazoa, Chordata, Mammalia, Rodentia, Cricetidae. The transcript has 9 exons. Gene Ontology annotation, cellular component: nucleus. Gene Ontology annotation, molecular function: promoter-specific chromatin binding; protein binding.